AUGCCGGUGAAAACCCCAGUUGCUGAGGGGGCGCAGCAGCUUGCUAAGCAGGCGGACGCCGUCUUCGAUGUCUACGCGACAUAUCAGAAGAUAUCCGCUGACGACGAACUAUCGAUCCCCCUCGUCGCCAUCUUGACGCUGGCCGAGUUAAUUGAAAAAUCGCAUGCCGGGACAAUGUUCGAGCUGGUCAAAGAACUCCAUGAAGGGGCCGCGGUCCUUGAGAAGCGGUCUCCAAACCCAAUAAGCCUGAACGCAGGCUGCCAGCUAUUCAUUGCAUUCGUUACGUUAUUCCCCCACGAUUCAGCGAGUUUCUCCGACCUAAAGACGGAGCUUGUACAGCAAGCUAGAAGAUACGCGGCAGAAGGCUUGACCUAUCGUAAGAAAAUUGCGGAACUCUGCCUCGGCUUCAUCAAAGAUGACUCGGUCAUUUUGACCCACUCUUACUCACGCGUCGUGAUGCAAACACUUCUUCGGGCUCAUCAGCAAAAACGGAUAUCAGUCUACGUUACCGAAGCUCGACCUCGCUCGCUUGGGAAUAAAACCUACGAAGCACUAACUGCAGCAGGUAUUCCCUGCGCUGUCGUUCUAGACUCUGCAGUUGCAUACGUUAUGGAGAAAGUUGACGUGGUCCUCGUGGGGUCUGAAGCUAUCGUGGAAAGCGGAGGCUUGAUUAAUGCAGUUGGAAGCAAUCAGAUUGCCAUCAUAGCAAAAGCUGCGAACAAACCAUUCUACGCGGUUGCUGAAAGUUACAAAUUUCACCGGCUCUUCCCGCUGUCGCAGUACGAUCUUCCAAGUCACAAACCUGAUAUCCUGUCUUUCACAAAUCCUCUCUUUAAUUCGAAACCGCUAGCAGCUGACGCGGAACACGAGGACGGCAUCACACCCUCCGACAUUUCGAACGCAGACACCCACAAGGCCCGUUCCGUACCUUUAUCCAUAUCUCAGGAAGACAUUUAUCGAAAUAACCCCGAUGUCGAUUACACGAGACCGGAUCUCAUUUCGCUUGUCUUCUCAGAUGUCGGCAGCCUCACGCCGGAGGGGGUUAGCCAAUAUCUCGUUGGCAUGUUCGCAGGUUGA
This is a messenger RNA of Pleurotus ostreatus (oyster mushroom), 1077 nucleotides long. It is a transcript of the gene GCN3, whose product is annotated as translation initiation factor eIF-2B subunit alpha. Gene Ontology annotation, molecular function: guanyl-nucleotide exchange factor activity; translation initiation factor activity. Gene Ontology annotation, cellular component: eukaryotic translation initiation factor 2B complex. The transcript has 9 exons. The record is from RefSeq and is a predicted model, not a curated record. Lineage: Eukaryota; Fungi; Basidiomycota; Agaricomycetes; Agaricales; Pleurotaceae. Gene Ontology annotation, biological process: translational initiation. Bases 1 to 1077 code for a protein of 358 amino acids.